Molecule: messenger RNA, 7137 nt
Organism: Trichechus manatus latirostris (Florida manatee)
Lineage: Eukaryota; Metazoa; Chordata; Mammalia; Sirenia; Trichechidae
Gene: FBXW2
Product: F-box and WD repeat domain containing 2
Exons: 8
Coding region: 182-1864 (560 amino acids)
Molecular function (GO): protein binding
Source: RefSeq, a predicted model, not a curated record
UGGAUUCGAACUGCUGACCUCUUGGUUAGCAGCGCAGCUCUUAACUACUGCGCCACCAGGUGCUUAACCGGGUUUUGACUUUGGACACUUCUCUCAACUUCUCUAAGCAAUAGCUCCCUCUCCUCCGUAAAGCGUGGAUAAUAACAAAGAGUGCUACAGAGUUGAUGUAAAAUCAGAUUGGAUGAGGGACAUGAACGCCCUGGAUAAAUGUGAAUACACUGCAGGAAAAAGAGCUUUUGUUCAGAGUUCCCCAGAUCAAAGCUCAUUGACGGCCGUACUGCGCGUGCUCCGCUUCUCUACGCUGUCUUUGGCUCUCCCGCUUCCCACUAGGGGAGGGGGCCGGAAGUGCAGCGACUUCCUCCAGGCGCCUUGGGGCGAGGGGACGCGCGGAGAUGACGCAAGUAGCGCCGGAAGCCGCUCCCCUGUGAGGUUGCGGACCUGGAGCAGUGGCCGCACGUUCAGGCGCCAUGGCUGCGGAGCUGACCCGGCCGCUUCGAGGCUCUGGCGGCCCGAUCGCGCCCAGUCGGUGUGUGCCCGGCGCGAGGUCCCGGGCCGCGGGGCACUCGCUCAGAAAAAUGAAACUCUGGAUCACCUGAUUAGUCUGAGUGGGGCAGUCCAGCUUAGGCAUCUCUCCAAUAACCUGGAGACUCUUCUCAAGCGGGACUUCCUCAAACUCCUUCCCCUGGAGCUCAGUUUUUAUUUGUUAAAAUGGCUCGAUCCUCAGACUUUACUCACAUGCUGCCUCGUCUCUAAACAGUGGAAUAAGGUGAUAAGUGCCUGUACAGAGGUGUGGCAGACCGCGUGUAAAAAUUUGGGCUGGCAGAUAGAUGAUUCUGUUCAGGACACUUUGCACUGGAAGAAGGUUUAUUUGAAGGCUAUUUUAAGAAUGAAGCAACUCGAGGACCAUAAAGCCUUUGAGACCUCAUCAUUGAUUGGACACAGUGCCAGAGUGUAUGCACUUUACUACAAAGAUGGACUUCUCUGUACAGGGUCGGAUGACUUGUCUGCAAAGCUGUGGGAUGUGAGCACAGGGCAGUGCAUUUAUGGCAUCCAGACCCACACUUGUGCAGCGGUAAAGUUCGAUGAGCAGAAGCUUGUGACAGGCUCCUUUGACAACACUGUUGCCUGCUGGGAAUGGAGUUCUGGAGCCAGGACCCAGCACUUCCGGGGACACACGGGGGCGGUAUUUAGUGUGGACUACAAUGAUGAACUGGAUAUCUUGGUGAGUGGCUCUGCAGACUUCACUGUGAAAGUAUGGGCUUUAUCAGCUGGGACAUGCCUGAACACACUCACCGGGCAUACGGAAUGGGUUACCAAGGUGGUUUUGCAGAAGUGCAAAGUCAAGUCUCUCUUGCACAGCCCUGGAGACUACAUCCUCCUAAGUGCAGACAAAUAUGAGAUCAAGAUUUGGCCCAUUGGGAGAGAAAUCAACUGCAAGUGCUUAAAGACAUUGUCUGUCUCUGAGGAUAGAAGUAUCUGCCUGCAGCCAAGACUUCAUUUUGAUGGCAAAUAUAUUGUGUGUAGUUCAGCACUAGGUCUCUACCAGUGGGACUUUGCCAGUUAUGAUAUUCUCAGGGUCAUCAAGACUCCUGAGAUAGCAAACUUGGCCUUGCUUGGCUUUGGAGAGAUCUUUGCCCUGCUGUUUGACAACCGCUACCUGUACAUCAUGGACUUGCGGACAGAGAGCCUGAUUAGCCGCUGGCCUCUGCCAGAGUACAGGAAAUCAAAGAGAGGCUCAAGCUUUCUGGCAGGUGAAGCAUCCUGGCUGAAUGGACUGGAUGGGCACAAUGACACAGGCUUGGUCUUUGCUACCAGCAUGCCUGACCACAGUAUUCAUCUGGUGUUGUGGAAGGAGCACAGCUGAUGCCACAAGCCACCACCGCUGAGCUGACUGACUUUGGGUGCCAGGGCUGCGGGUUUUGAGUGCAACCUUGGUGCCAGCUGACUGCAUGAACCAAAGUUCUCACCUAACGGUAUCAUCACGCAGUGCACAAUCAUUUAUCUGUGUUUGCCAGAGGGCCAGGGCUCGGGGCGGGGGAGGGCUUGUUUUAUUGACAUACAAUGCAGCAUGCUAAUGGGGUACACCUUUGACUUCAUUUGUACUUAGUUAUGUUGAUCAGUGUAAGAGGAUGCACUUUGGGUUCAUCUUUCUUGACAGAAAUAUUGUUUUUAAGUAAAGAAUGUUAAAUUGCUUCAUUAAUCUGCUGAUUGGUUGCCUAUGAAAUCACAUUCAGUCUAUUAUUAAAGCUUUUUACCAUAGCCUUUUUUUCUUUCAAAGUUGAAGCAAAGGUGCUAUGAUGUAACAGCAACUUCUCGCACUUGGGGCUUAGAUUUUUAUAAGAGCCAGUGUUACAAAGACCAUGGAGUUCUGUGACAUUCAUAAACUCUCCACCAAAUACCGCUUCUAAAGAAAGUCUGUCUUCCAGUACAAAUCCAGUUCUGUAAAUUGAUUGUUCAUAACUCACUCAAAACCCCAGAUCUUGGCAGAGUCAAGAUUACACAUGUCUAAGAUGUGAGGGAGUUGUGUAAUUUUUUGUUUCCAUGUAGAGGAAGCUGUUUCUUGGUCCCCCAUAGCCUGGGUGAAUGCACAGAGCUGACAUGAUAUAGUAGAAAGAACACUGAGCUGGAAGAUUGGAGACUGGCUGUGGUACUUAGGAAUUCUGUGACCUCAGGCAUAUCACUUCCCUGGGCCACAGGUUACUGUCUUUAAAGCUAGGUGUUAACCUAAGUGCUUCCUAAGAUUCCUUCAAGUACUUGGUCUACUGAAGUGUGCAGAAGGUGAUACUGCUGUUUUGUCUGAUCCCUGAUUCAUUUGUGUUGGAGAUAACGUUUAAAUGAAAUCAUUGAUAAACGUUGUUAUCUAUAAGGAGUCAACUAUAUGGAAAGGAUGGAUAAAAGGGGAAUGUAGAAAAUAUAAGAUUCCACUUGGAAGAUUUAAGUAAUUGAUGAGAGCAAUACCUGUAGGAAUGAUGGUUCUCUAGAGAGGCAGUGUGCUAUGUUAGAAAGAAUCCAGCUUACCUUCCUCCUUUGUUUGUAACUUGAUAUGUGGCUUGAGGCUGGUUUGCUUUCCCUCCCUAGCCCCUCAUUUUCUUCAUCUUUAAAAUGAGGAAAUUGCCCUAGAUUAAGGUUCACAACACAAAUGCCUAAAAGAGCCAUGCAGGGAACAAAAAUGCUAGAUAGGAUUGUGCUGCACCACGGAAAGUUUAUCUGACGCGGGCUGUUACUCAGCUCUAGCUGUUUAUCUUUACACAGAAAGGAGUCCAAUAUUGGCAGGUCUUCUGAUUUUUUUCAGGGGGAACGAGAAAUCCAGAUUUUUAUUUGAAAUAUCCUGAUUUUUAAAAUAUUGACAGCUAAUUGAAGAUAAUUUAAAAUACAGUGGGCUAAACAAAACAUGCCUAAGCACUUUUUGUUUGUGUCCUCCACCCUCUUGCUGCUGGUAGGUAAUUCUGUGAUUUAGCAGUGGAAAUGGUUUAACUCAAUGCCACAAUCAUCAGGGUGAGAGUAGAGGGAGCAGCCGGUAGAAAAAGCCCUCACUUACCUUCAGCUGUUUCCCAUCGUGUUAUAGGGGAAUAAGAUGGACAUACUUCAGUCACAGACAUACAGGAAAGUAGUUGACAGAUGAAACACGAGAACUGGAACUUCAGUGAGAGCCUCUGCCUGGGAAUGUGAGUUAUUCCUUUUUGCUGACUCUAAUAUAAAGCAUAUCCAUUUUUACAGAUGGAAAAAAGAGUUGUUGGCAGAGCUGAACUGAUACUGACUAUAGUGGGGACCCACUGGAGAUUCUCACAGAAUCUUCACUAGCAUAAAGCUUGACAGAGGACCUCUGGGUGCUGUAAAGUUAGUAUUUUAGAGAAUCAGUGGUUGGUUUAGUUAACGUACGUGUUGAGACUCCAAGGGGAUUAGGUACAUUUGAGAAAACAAGAUCUUCCUUCACCCCCCACAUCUGGGUUUAAUCCAUCUCACAUUGAGUUCUCGUAUGAGCUCUGCUUAGUCCUCCUAGAAGUGGAACCAGAAUUACAGCUGGAAUCUAUUUUCCAAGAGACUUAGGGCAAUGAUGAGAGUAAAUUAUUUUUUCCCCUUCAUCCAGCCUGAAUAAAUAACUGAAGAUUACUGGUCUAAUGACCAUGCCUAUCCCCACCUCGCUUUCCAGUAGCUUCAAAGGACAAGUAAUUAUAAUUAUAGUCAUUUGUGUGGAAAAAACUUUACAAAUUACAAAAUUGAAACUUAUGUCCCCUUCCAUGCUGCCUCUUUUCAGUGGUGACUACCCAAGUUCUCAUCAGGGUGGUGCUUGGUGCAGCUGGAUUUUUAUAGCAGUACUUGGGACAGCGGUUGGAAUCAUAACUUUAAUUCCUCAUUCUCACAGAGGCCUUUAUUUCACCUGAGCAUUUUAUUGAAUUGCUUUACAGAUGUUGAGUUUAUUCAUAACAUUGCCGGCUUUUAUAAAAAUGGAAAACUAGCUCAUCCUUUAAAAAGAUAAAAAUAAAGUGAGAGCCAUGGAGGGAGUGGGUAGGAGAUAACUAGAGCUGUAGCCCCUUAAUCUCCUUUCAUUCAGGAAGGGGGCUACCUUCCCCACACACUGACUUCUGCUUCUUCAGCUCAGAGACGAGGGAAUUGCCUUUGUCUCUUCCUUUGUGAAUAUUCUGGUUUCUGAACAUUUCUAAGUCAUGAGCAUAUAGACCUCCUCCUUUUUUAUGAGCAUUGGAUUUCUUGGGUAGGUUUGUAGUUUGGUGGAAGUGAAGGGCCUCCCACCUCUCCGGUCAAUAAAGGGUGCCAUAACAACUUCAGGCUCCAGGGUGAGACGGCCCAGGAGAACUCAUUGAGGGUGAGGAUUUUAGCAGACUUUGUUCCCAUUCCAGCCCCAUUAUUUGAAGUAAUAAGUGUUAUAAAACUGGCCCUAACCUGACCUUUUGGACCUGCCAGAGAAAGAAGAAAAAUUACUUCCUCCAUUGGAGUGGCUAGUCUUUGAAGAGGACCCACGGGAAAGUACACGUGUGUGGACAGGUUUUCAUAAGUGGAAGGUGGAGAGUGUUGCUAUUAAAAUUUAAGGUUUGUACUUCCUUCUCAAUAGUUUAAGAAUUACUCUGUUCUGGCAACUGAAAACUCUUAGUAAAGUUUGAAUGAGGAAUAUAUAAUCAUUCUAGUAUUUGCUCACAGGGGAAUGGUUACUUCUUUACAUUUAUAAAACAUCUUAGGGGGAAAAGAAAUAUCUUUGGAAACAGUAUUAUUUUAAACAUGAAGAAAUUGUUUCUGUUAGGUCCAUUUUGGCCUAACAGAAGCAGCUAAGGAUGAUGGAAUUUGGCUUUACACAUUCCAUUGGCCAGACAUAGCCAGCUCCUUGAAAUUGUGACUGUGUGCCCUGGCUUCUUGAGAGCCUAGAGGUUAAUUUUCCCAGCAUCACUCUUCAGCCUUGGCGCCCCCUGCUCUGGGCCUCUUGGGGCCUAAGUGUAUGAACUACUUGCCUUUCUCUUAGGAAAGUGAGCAGUAUAGAUCACUACUCUAGGAUGCAGUCUGGAGCAAGGCACACUGUCACCUCUGCCUUCAGGGACACAGCAUUGACCUAAAGGAGAGAAGCCCUUUAGGUCUGUCCCUUGACACAUCCUUUCUGCCUGGUUAUGCUGGUGCUUGCCAUGGUGUUUUAAGACAGUUGAGACAUUCUUGAGAAUUAUUCAGUCCCUAGAUAGUGUCCCUGAUGAAAAGAACAGGUUAGCAUUCUUGACAAAAGUGCCCACCCACCAUCUUUGCCAGUGUCUCUGAUCAGAUGUUCCCCGUGCCUGCUCUAGGAUAGUGACUUUUUUUCAGAGUAAAUCCUCAGAUUACUGGGUAGUCUUCACACCACUCCCAUCAGCCUAAUCAAGCUAAAUGAUCAUGCUUAGUGCAAAAUGAUGUUCUGCUGUCGAAUUGUUUCAGUGUGUUUCCAGUCUUCCUCAGCCCUUCCUAGAACAGUUCCGUUGCUGAACGUUAACACUGCAUCCGGACCAGUGUAAACCCGCUUAAUUAUUGCAGCUUAAAGAAUCCAGCUACUUCUUUAUGAAUGUGUCCAAAUAAGAGUGUGUUUUUGCAUAUUUAAACCUAGCAAAUUAUUAAUUCAGAUGAUACAAGCUCACAAUUUUUUGGUGUCCUUAUACUCACAUUGUGAACAGACAUUUCACUAAUUUGGACUGAGUACCCUUGAUGAGAAUGCUCAGGUUGAAAAAGACUGAUCUCUAUCACCAAGCCAAUGUGGUAGAAAUUUAUCAACUCAUGUUUAACCAAUUUGAUGUGUGUUGUGAUCUAGGGGGAAUGAGGUAAAGUUUAUAUUUGAAUUGUGGGGUGGGGGAGAAGGGAUUGCUUAAGUAAAUAGUGGAGUGAUUGUGGUACAUGAUGUCUCUAUAAGAUGAGACAUUAUUUUUAUGCAUCAUAGAAACAUUCUUUUACCCAUGAGUGAUUGUGCUAACUAUAAAUUGUUUAUACGUUAAAGUAGGUUCUCUCAAUUAGGCAACAUUUGGUUAGCCAAGCCCAAGUUAUUGUUUGUACUUGAAAGUAAUAAAGCUACAUUUCCUUAAAAAUAUAUUCUAUAGUUAAGACUUUUUCUUUCUUUCUUUCCAACCAGUUCAUGUGAAACUUUUCAGAAGUGUUUUAGAAUGUGUCUUUAGAAACGGAGCUACCCCAUGUGUAGCUCUGUUCUCUUACCUUUUUUUAUGUGCUUUCUCAAUUGUAAGUCCAACAAUACAACAACUUCUGAAUAAGAUCCAAGAGGGAAAACAAUAAAUUUAAAAGUAGAAACAAGGAAGGAGUAUUGGUGACCUUCAUGAGUAGAUAAAAUGGGGGAAAAAGGUUUAAUUCUCCAGAUUCAAGACCUUGAAAUCAUCUUCCUCUCUCUUACCCUCCUCUAUCAAGCAUAUCCCUAAGUCGGUUCAUUCUUAAAGUAAAGCUCCUUGUCAUUCACUAAACAUGCUCCUGUACCUUUGAUUCCUCCCAGCAGCCCUAUUACAGGACAGAUUGUCAUUCCUGUUUUACAGAUGAGAAAGGUAAGGCUUGGAAAAGUGGUUAAUUGCUUAGAGGAGUAAUAAGUGAUGAGGUUGAGACUGGGACCUGAUUUUCAGCCUCCACUUAACCAGUUGCCAUCAAGUCGAUUCCAAUUCAUGGCAAUCCAUUGUA